Exophiala xenobiotica is the source of this 816-nucleotide messenger RNA. RefSeq lists its product as uncharacterized. The coding region runs from base 1 to 816 and encodes 271 amino acids. Gene Ontology annotation, cellular component: intracellular anatomical structure. Gene Ontology annotation, molecular function: oxidoreductase activity, acting on NAD(P)H, oxygen as acceptor. Lineage: Eukaryota; Fungi; Ascomycota; Eurotiomycetes; Chaetothyriales; Herpotrichiellaceae. The transcript is spliced from 2 exons. The record is from RefSeq and is a predicted model, not a curated record.
AUGUCGACGGCACCAGUCAUACUGCUGAGUGGCGCGGGCAGUGGCAUUGGCCUCAAUGUACUCACUCAACUGUUGGAGAAGCAACCGACUCCACGCGUCCAAGUGUUGACAUUGUGUCCGUCAGCCGAACUCACAGCUUUGGAGACUCAGUACGGCAAAUCGUACUUGAACACAGUCUACGGCGAUGCUUGCGACACAUCAAUCGUCGAGAAGGCCGUCCGCGAGACAAUAGCCAACUAUGGCACCAUGAGCCACCUCAUAAGCUGCAUCGGGACCAUGCUCCCGGUCCAAAGCAUCCGCGACGUUGCCCUGGCGGAUUUGAAGAAGAUAUUCGACAUCAACUACUUCUCGGUCGUCGACCUGGUUCAACGUUCCUUGCCGCACCUGUCUCCGUCCGAAGCUUCAGAGGCGACGACGCGGAAAUCCAAACCUACCAUCAUCAUCGUGACAAGCGGCGUGGACUCGACAGUCCUAUACCGCGGCUGGAGCGGAUACUGCACGUCCAAAGCCGCAUUGACGCGGUUCAUCCAUCUCCUGGCGCAUGAGGAGCGCGACAUCGAUGUCUACGGCGUCCUGCCGCUCGUCACGAAAUCGCCCAUGGUCGACAAGAUCUUCAACGGGGAAUAUGACCACGUCAUGCGUCCUGACGAGAGGGAGCGGUUUGAUACCUGGGCCAAAGAAGGCAGGAUAGAGCCGCCGGAACAUAUUGCCAAUGCGAUUGUGAAGGCUGCCGUGGGAGAAAUCACGCCCGAGUCCAAAGAGGUGGAGAGGAACGAAUGUGGUGCGUUGUUCAUCGGGAGUUUGUAUCAGAAAUAG